Messenger RNA from Ficedula albicollis (Collared flycatcher), 2168 nucleotides. It is a transcript of the gene PARL, whose product is annotated as presenilin associated rhomboid like. Gene Ontology annotation, cellular component: membrane. Lineage: Eukaryota; Metazoa; Chordata; Aves; Passeriformes; Muscicapidae. The transcript has 9 exons. The coding region runs from base 358 to 942 and encodes 194 amino acids. Gene Ontology annotation, molecular function: serine-type endopeptidase activity. The record is from RefSeq and is a predicted model, not a curated record.
UCGCGCGUCCAGACCUACUUUGAGGAAGCUCGAGCGGACUGGAUGGAUAAGAUGCGGCCGCAGAAGAGAGGCGACUUCAGAAAGCAGGGGUUUUAAACUUGGAGGAGGGCUGGGUGAACUGGACGCAAGGGGGAAUGGAUUCCACAUCUUGUGAGCCACCUCUGCAAAAGUGAACCUGGCACAAAAGUGGAAUCACUCAAAGGUUAACAGCUGGUGGAAUAACCUGACUGAGGGUCAGCGGACUGUGACAGGUUUGUGUUAGCUUACAAGUAUUAGACAUUCACAGGAAGAGAAAUAUGGCAAACAGGUAUCAUAGCUGCAAAUGUCUUUGUAUUCUGUUUGUGGAGAGUGCCUGGCAUGCGACGGAUGAUGUUUACAUAUUUCACCUCGAAUCCAUCCUCCAGAGCCCUGUGUUCUCCCAUGCUGCUCUCUACAUUUAGUCACUUCUCUCUCUUCCACAUGGCAGCAAAUAUGUAUGUUCUGUGGAGCUUUUCCAGCAGCAUUGUCUCUCUUCUGGGCUGUGAGCAGUUCAUUGCAGUAUAUCUUUCUGCUGGGGUUAUCUCCACUUUUGUCAGUUAUGUUGCUAAAAUGGCCACGGGAAGAUUUGAACCAUCCCUUGGAGCUUCAGGAGCUAUAAUGACUGUCCUUGCAGCCGUGUGUACGAAGAUGCCAGAAGCCAAACUGGCCAUCAUACUUCUUCCUAUGUUCACAUUUACAGCAGGAAGUGCUUUAAAAGCCAUAAUUGCAUUUGACACUGCAGGGCUUGCUUUAGGCUGGAGACUUUUUGACCAUGCUGCACACCUUGGGGGAGCUCUCUUUGGAAUGUGGUACGUGACUUAUGGCCAUGAGCUCAUAUGGAAGAACAGAGAACCACUGGUGAAAGCUUGGCAUGAAAUGAGGACGAAGAACACAGGAAAGGGAGGAGGUGGAAGAUCUAACUGAUUCUGAUCCUAGAGAUUCCUUGUGCCCAAGUGGUAUCUUACUUGAAGACAUGGGAUUGAAUUGGUUUUGAAGGGUUUUUUGCUACUCCACAUGAAGCCUCUAAGGAGCUGAGGUUUCUAAUGUAACAAAAUUAUGUUACAAAAAUGCAUAUCCAUUGAAAACGAACUCUGGCAAAGGUGGAACAAUAAAGGUUUUUAUCCUUUUGCUUUCUGAGGUAACAGUCUGCAUCACCUUUUUAAAGGUGGAAUAAAAUACGUUUUUCAAUUAAGUGACCUAAGUCUGUCAAAAAAAAAUUAAAAUGGGGUACCACCAGUACUUAGGAAGAUAAACAUUUUCAAAACUGAGGAAGUUAAUGGAUCACACACAUCUCUAAUGUCUGCCAGACAAAACAAGGUGCUCAAAUAACGACUCAAAUAAGGCUAAUAUGCUCAAGUUCAGUGGUUUUUACUGGUGAAAAGAUUGGAUGAAGUGAAGCAAUGGUCUUGUUUGAUUUGAAACUUGAAAUACAUGAAGCAGUACUGGAUUGUUUGCUGAGGGUUAUGUACUGGUUUAAUGGUCCAGCUUUUGUCACCUGUGGCUUAUUCAGCUUGUGGUUUUCAUUUCUGUUGAGUUCCAACAAGCUUUCAGAUUUCAGAUCCUGUUAGAUUUUACAAUGAAAUACCCUUUUCAUAACUGUGUGCAGGGGAAGAAUCACAUACUGUGGUUUUUGAUAUUCUGCCAUGAGUUAAACUGCUUUCUGUAUUCUUUCACUGCAUUAAUGUGGGGAUGGGGUGGAGGGGUAUUCUUUAAGCUGUGCUGUGUUGUUAGUUUCCUUUCAGAUUUUUCUAAGAAUUUUAAACCUGUAACAUCUGGUUCAGAAUCUGCCAGUUUUAGAAAAUAAGCAGCUUCAGCAAAAAUAGAUGAGGUGCCUGAGAUCAGCAAUACUGUAACCAGAAGUAACUACUAAAGUAAACCUGAGGGUAGUACCGUGACCAGUGUUCCUAUUUUACAAGUAAAAACUGGAUUUGGGGUGUGCUUCUACCUCAUGCCUGUCCUGCAAGGAUGAUACUGAGCCCAUUACAAAAGGCUGAGGAAUCAGACACAAGCUGGUGGGUUCAAGCCCUUGACUCUUUCCUGUCAGCUGAGUUAGUCCUUCCACAUGGACUGACCUGCCAAAGAACAUGUUGCACUUGUCAGAAGCAGCUUGUGGCUGUCUUUACUUUACAGCAGUGCCUCGCAUAAAAUAA